AUAAAUGCAGAAAAUACGGGAAGCCCUGGCGAAGUUCUUGUUUUGCAUUUAUCGGCUGGAGCGUAACUUUUAGCAAAAAUGUGAUAUGUUGCUGUCAACAAAUAUUCCCAGUUUAUUAAUACAAUAUAAAUAUUUCAUCUCCCCUUACAUAACCUUUCUCUUUUGCUCAAAAUGUAGUCAACGCUUUGCGUAGUAAAGUAUGUUGGCUUCUGCUAAGAAUAUUUUACAAUGGCAAAACGCCGAGAUUAUCGUGUUGGGAGAAUAGGAACACACAGAGCAGUAAGCAGCUUGGAAAAACGGGCUUAUAUCUCACAUACAAGCUCAGCAUAAAAUUUUUAAAGCCAAUCGGAGUGACAAUGGCAUCUGCAGAGAGUGGUGCAGACGAAGACGAGGAGCGGCGUAUCAUGUCGCUGCUUCUCGGCCCAGGCAAGAUGGAACGCGACCGAGGCGCUGUCGAGCUGCAGCGCCUGCUCAACUCCGGACCCGGGGACGGUGGGGGUGGGGGCGUGCACCUCCGCCUCGGCCCACAGCUGCUGGCCAGCGCGGGCUCACUGAUCCCCACCUCGGUCGCCUCCCCGUGCGAGGCUCGACUGGGCGCCCUGGUCGGUGCCAAGGUUCUCGUCCCCCACCUCCACCCAAAUGAGAAUCGGUGUGAGGCCGAGCUGGCAGAGGCGGCCCGGGAUGUGGCACUCCGGACACUUGAUGACCCAGAAACUAGGGUGCGGGUGGCAGCUGGUGAAGUUUUGGGAGCACUUUGUAGGCAGACAGGGGUACAAACGUUCCUGGAAAGCCGUGAGGUGCUGCUGGACAUGAUUAGGUCCAGCAUCGAACAGUCCCCAGUACCUGCCGACGAGGAGGAGGCACCACCCCCGCCACCACCUCCGUCGUCCUCAAUGCUGCUCGAUGUUCCAGAUAAGAUGGGUCCACUGUCACGCAGGCGUGGGAGUGAGUUGGUGGGAUUACGUCCGCUGGAUGGGGAACGCGGUGGAAGUGGCGCCGUGACAGUAGCGAGCCGCCUAGAGACGACGUUGCGCUGUCUCCGUAGCAUGGCGGACGGCUGCGGCACAGCCCUGCAGCCACACGUAGAUCGGGAACUGCUGCUGGUGGUGAUAUCUGUGCUGGCUCACCGUGACCGCUACGUCAGGGAAGCGGGGUUUGCGGCAUGUGCAGCAAUAAUGUCCUCUUGUAUCUGGGAUGGUGAAUCGGAAUUUGAGCGGGAGGACAUGAACCCUGUGUUUGCAGUGGGGCACGAGCUGUGUGGGCACCUGGCAAAGGGUCUGGAGGACACCUGGAGUCAGGUACGGCUUGCAGCAUGUGUAGCUGUGCGGAAAUUUUUCCUGGCUCUGCCGGAGAAGUCUCGCAAUGCCUUCUAUCCCCAACUGCUGCCUAGGAUGUGCCUGAACAGGUACUACAUGGUAGCAGAAGGUGUGAGAUUGUAUUCGCAAGAAACGUGGCGACAGGUAGCGGGAGCGGCAGGGGUGGAGUUGGUGGAGUCACACUUGGAGGCGGCGGUCGCAUACUACGAAAAGGUGGCGCUGGACGCGGACGGCGACGCCGCGGCCCGGGAGGCUUCCUGUUCGUGCUUCGGGGAGGUGGCGGCCAAACUGUCCCACUGUGUGGUGCGGCCACACACGGGCCGCAUGCUCAAGGUGCUGCUAACCUGCUUCAGGGAUGACUGCUGGCCAGUCAGGGACGCUGCUUGCAUGGCGUGUGGCAGUUUGGUUUCCUGCUUUCCAGAUGAGAGUCGCAGUUCUCUGCCUGAGAUGUUGCCACUCUUCCAACGCAGCUUACAAGACUCUGUUGCAACGGUGCGGCAGGGGGCGGCAGCGGCCUUGGCGUGUGUGGUGCGCUCCAUGGGCUCGGACGCACUGGCGGCCGCCAUCCAUCUGCUGGAGGAGGGCCUGGCCGGUGUGCAGCAGCAGCCCGCCACGGGGGCGGGGGCGGGGGUGGGGGCGGGAGUGGGCGUGGCACUCGAGAGCACUGGUGACAAUCGACCCCUCAGGCAGAUAUUUAUGUCUGCAUCUUACACUCAGCGCAUUGGCCGAAGUGCUUCCACAACGGGUUGGUCAGAUAAUCCUUUCAACAAGCCAACCCUGCCAUGGCACUUUGCUGAUGGGUGCAUCCACCUCCUCACUGAGCUGGCGCAGGUAGCAGAAUGUGUGUCUGCUGUCAUCGCUGCCGUGCCGUUGGCUGCUGAGGCGUGCCAGUACCGCCACUACGAAAGCCACGUGUGCUUACUGGAAACCGUGUGCAAGCAGCUACCACUGCUGGCAAAAGCUGUUGGCAAGAAGAGUUUCAAGGCACUACUGCCAGACUUCCUGGAGCCUGUCUUCUAUGCCCUGGAGUGUGAGAAUUCCCUAACUUCAAGUGCAUCGAGCCAGUGUCUGAACCAGCUGGGAUCGAUUCUGGGCCCGAAUGUCCUACGUGCUAUGGUGCAGCAACUGAAUCCCAGGUUUCUGCAACAUCUAGAUGCCAAUGUAUACAUUGCUCCGUUUUAAGGCGGCAACAGACACGCUCGUUCCGCACUGACUUCUUUCUGUCCUAUCUUCUGUGAUAUGUUGUGCUGUUGGUGUGCUGGUGCACACAGCCUCAGGUUUCCUGUGUCAACCGUGAUGUAGUUACCUGUCUCAGAAUUAUAGUAUUGGUGUUUUUCUAGUCAUUAUUAAUGUGCGUGACUGUAUGAAAUAAGCUUUUAUGAAAACAAGUGUUUUUCUUAUAGUUGGUAAAUCUUAUU
This is a messenger RNA of Schistocerca nitens (vagrant locust), 2734 nucleotides long. RefSeq lists its product as uncharacterized. Gene Ontology annotation, molecular function: protein phosphatase regulator activity. The transcript is spliced from 13 exons. Bases 357 to 2498 code for a protein of 713 amino acids. Gene Ontology annotation, biological process: protein dephosphorylation. The record is from RefSeq and is a predicted model, not a curated record. Lineage: Eukaryota; Metazoa; Arthropoda; Insecta; Orthoptera; Acrididae.